GCUUGCUCUAACUAUGUGUUUGUUUAUUGUUACUUCAGCAAUAUUUGGACUCAAAGUAACGAAUAUUUUCUGUUGACUGCCUACUUCUCUCUCUUCUAUUUAUUUGGAACAUAAGACGUUGAGAACUCCCUAUCAAAGUCUAAUUCAAUAAUUUAAAGCUCUUUAAGAGAGCGUAUUAGCUUUCUUUUGUCUAAACUCUGUCCUAUGUCGAAACUCGGAACAUGCUAUUUCGAUCCUCGACGGUAAAACAUGGGUCGGGCCCAUCUGCGAAUCUUCACGGCGAAACGGAAACAAAUGAAAACCCUCUUGAAACAAUUACUGAAACCAACUCCAGUACCUCGAAUGUACCCAAACCGUCGGUCAGAGAAGAGCAAACCAUGCCUUGGGCUUCAACGAGUUUACUUCAAAAAGAACAAGAACAAGAGAAAUACAAUGAGCUCCGAAAAGAGCACUUGAGAAGGUAUCAAAAUCUAUUCAAUACCUACAAUCUUCCAAAGAAGAACCUAGAGGAGGUGGCUAAUCAAUCGAAAGGGAAUCGGUUCAGUUACUAUAUCCAGGAUGAUACCUUUGAUAAAUUGAAUUCAUUUGAUGAAACCCUUCACCAAAGCCACGAUGAUGGUUAUGUAACUCCUUCAGGAUCCCCCACAAAGCUUAAGAGUACUCCUAAAAACCUUCCUUUUGUACCGGAGAUGUCUCUGGAUAAGGAACAAGCAGGCGUAUACGUCCAAGAACCAGCUGUUCUUGAAAAACAUUUUGAUGAAUCUUUUCAUACACCUUCUAGGAGACCCGUUUCCUCUAUCUUACCUUCCCAAGACCUCUUUUUUUCUACCCCACAACAAUCUCCAUCUAAAAAUGCAAACAAUUCCGAAGAUUUUUCUCCUAACUCAAGGACUUCUAUGAACCUUUUUUCAAGUCCAACUCAAGAUUCCCCUAAACGCAGCCCUUCCAAACACUCCUUGGGCAGAGCUAGCUUAUCUUCCCUUCUACGCCGUCCUUCCUCCUCCUAUUCUCCAAAAAAGCAGUCUCCAGGGAUUCAUCGUCGCUCUUUGACCAACUACUUCAAAUUUUCUCAUCGUGGUACCGUCCAACAACCUCCUCCCCUCGAUACCGUUUUCGGCAAGUCCGUGGAAGAUUUGAGUAAUAACUAUGCUGAAGACCUCUGCAAGUUUUUUUUUCAAACGAAUGAGCUGGCUCCAUUUCCUUUAUUACUUCCCCAUGUUUUUGCACAGUGCAUAUAUACCUUGUCAAUAAAUGCUCUUCAUGUACCGGGGAUUUUUCGAAUAAGUGGUUCAGGCCCGAUUAUUAAAGCCAUAAUGAGGCAUUAUUCAUCUCCUCCCCAUUAUUGGCUUGAUGAGACCUCCAGCAUAUUUCAGAGAAUCGGGUUCCCUACGAGUAUCGAUAUCGGCGGUGUACUUAAGCGUUUUAUAAUGCUUUUACCAGGAGGACUUUUGGGAACGAAGGAUGUGUUAAACAUGUUAGUUCCUUUGUUUUUAGACGAAUCGUCAUCUUUACCAUCAGAUGUGUGGGCUGAGUUGAUCGCCUUUGCUAUUGCUCAAAUAGACUCUAUAGUCCGCUUUUCUCUGCUUUGCAGUCUCAUGGCUCUUUUGCGGCAGGUUUCACUACGAACACAAGAACUUGAAGCAACAAUGGAAAACGUCAAAGAUUCCAGUUUAAUGAAAUCUGAAGCAUUGGGAAUUAUUUUCGGCCCACUAUUAUUAGGGAAUUCCAUUACGGAUCUUUCGAAAUCCAACCGAUCCUCAGAUUUCAAUAACCUCAUGCAUUUUGAGACGGAGAAAGCGAGAUUGGAAGCUAGAAUUGUCGAAGGAUUAAUAAAUCACUGGCCGGAAAUUAUGUCAAAAUUGACUUCAUUCAAUAUUCAUCAAAGCUUUCCCGAUUGUGUACUCUUAAAUUUAGUACCAAAUUUUCAACCGGCUAUUCCUCUUAUUGAAGAACCUGUCGAUUCUACUGCUGCUAAUCAAGAACACACAGCGGAGAAAUCGAUAACUGCGACAAGCGCUGAAUCUCAAAUUCCUUCCGAAGUUACCUCAUUACCGUCUGUUGCAGUCGAUUCAAAAAGUAACCCCAAUGAUUCCGGUUCGCAAUUUUCAACGACUGUUCCUCUUGCGUCUGCUUCGACGCCGCAUGUCGCUCAUAUUCAAGAAGAAAAUCUUCCUGAGCAAGAAAAAAUACCUUCACAAAGUGGCGUCUCUAAUGUUCAAAUUGAACCAGUAUACAGUCGUUCAGAACCGCUAAAUUUAUCUUCUCAAGCUGCGGAAUCGCAUAUUCCAGAUUCAAAAGAUAUACGACCACGGGAACUUAACUCAGCAGUUAGGCAUCAGCCAGAAACCCACAAUAAACAGCAAUCUUCGAACCUGAAGAAGAGUUCUAGGAAGAAAUCCUCAAAAGGGAAUUUUUUGACAAGGUUUUUUGGAAAAUUUAAAUCAGUAAAAAAGAAGCAUUAGAGAGAAUAGAGUAUGGCUAUACCUGUUUUAGAUUAUUUAGAUGUUGUUUUAUGUACAAUUUCAUUUUUGGGCAUUAUGUUAAUUACUAAUUCUUUUAUAGACA
Schizosaccharomyces cryophilus OY26 is the source of this 2565-nucleotide messenger RNA. Its product is annotated as rho-type GTPase activating protein Rga6. The coding region runs from base 222 to 2462 and encodes 746 amino acids. The record is from RefSeq and is a predicted model, not a curated record. Gene Ontology annotation, molecular function: GTPase activator activity. The transcript has a single exon. Gene Ontology annotation, biological process: activation of GTPase activity; signal transduction. Lineage: Eukaryota; Fungi; Ascomycota; Schizosaccharomycetes; Schizosaccharomycetales; Schizosaccharomycetaceae.